This is a messenger RNA of Cyclocybe aegerita, 3660 nucleotides long. The record is from the annotation of a GenBank genome assembly. Lineage: Eukaryota; Fungi; Basidiomycota; Agaricomycetes; Agaricales; Hemipholiotaceae.
AUGGCUACUUGUCGCGACAUCGAGGGCUGGCAGCUCGUCUCACGCCUCAGGGACUUUGACACCACCCCUUGCUUCGAGGAAGGCUUCCUCAUCUCUGGCCUUCUUGCCGCUGCUUUGCUCAUUGCCGUCUCAAAAUCGCUCGCACUAUACAACACGGACCCGUCGGCGAGAUCUCGUAAAAGUACAUGGAUAUUGCGGGCAAAGCUCGCUUUCCUCACCAUUUCCUUUGGUUCCAGUUUAGUCAAUGUUGUCCUCGUCGCCUAUCUCCAUAAGCCCGUUCCGGUCCUGCAAUCGUACAUCGUAGAGCCACUCACCUUGGCCGCCGUUGUCGUCUUCACCUAUUUCAACCACACUCGCACAAGAUCCGCUUCAGCACUGCUUCUGGUCUUCUGGCCACUGUACAUUUGCGCAGUAGCUGUUUGGACGAGAACUGUAAUAUUGAAAGGACUUCACUCUUUCGUCGUCAUUCUGUCUCUGAAAUUGAUGACCGCCGGAGCUGGCGCUAUAUCAUAUGCCCUCGAAUGUUUUGGGCCGGAGGUUGGACUCCUACCGUCCGACAACUUGAGCAAGGAAAGCCCGCUCCUCAAAGCCAAUAUCUACAGCAUUUGGACGUUCUCCUGGAUGACGCCAUUGAUGAAGAAGGGUGCCUCGCAGUACAUCACAGUAGAUGAUCUCCCUCCUCUAAAAUCGUCAGAUGAGUCCGCGAAUCUCGGUCAGGAUCUCAAGAAUGCCAUGGAAAGAUACACUCUCUGGAAAGCACUAUUUGUUGCUUACGGAAGACCCUACGCAUUCGCGGCCGGCUUGAAAGUCUUGCAAGACCUUCUUGCUUUCCUUCAACCACAACUCCUUCGAUGGCUGCUCAGCUACAUCUCCGAGUAUCAAAACUCGCGUCUCCAACCAAAUGAACGACCGAGUAAAAUAGAGGGUUUCGCGAUUGCACUGAUAAUGUUCAUUGCGUCGGUGGUUCAGACGAUCUGCCUAAACCAGUACUUUCAACGUACGUUCGAAACCGGUAUGCGGGUUCGCGCUGGCCUUGUCACCGCUAUUUAUGGGAAGGCCCUUGUUCUCUCGAACGACGAGAGGACUCGCGCAACUGGCGACAUCGUUAACUUGAUGUCCGUCGACGCAACUCGCUUGCAAGAUCUCUGCACCUAUGGUUUGAUUGCGAUAUCUGGGCCAUUGCAGAUAAUUUUGGCCUUCAUCUCGCUAUACAGCCUUCUAGGUUGGGCCGCCUUUGUUGGAGUCGCGAUCAUGAUCUUUUCAAUUCCUUUGAAUACUCUUAUCGCCCGCAUCUUGAAACGCAUGCAAGAGCAGCAGAUGAAGAACCGGGACAAGCGAACACGGCUGAUGAGCGAACUGCUGGCGAACAUAAAAAGCAUCAAAUUGUAUGCCUGGGAAUACAGCUUCAUUCGCAAAAUCAUGGAUGUACGGAACAAUCAAGAGUUAAAAAUGUUGAGAAAAAUUGGUGUUGUUACGGCAGCUAAUACAGCCCUUUGGAGCGGUAUUCCACUUCUUGUCGCCUUCAGCUCAUUUGCCACUGCUGCGGUCACGUCCUCAACAACUCUGACCUCGGAUGUUAUCUUCCCGGCCAUCUCAUUGUUUAUGCUCCUUCAGUUUCCACUGGCAAUGUUCAGUCAAGUAACAUCAAACAUAAUUGAGGCCGUUGUCUCUGUGCAACGUCUGUCAUCUUUCCUCGGAGCUGAUGAACUUCAGCGGGAUUCUCGUAAAUUCAUUGACCGGCCUAUGCUUCAAACUGGUGAUGAAGUCCUGGCUAUCAAGGAUGGUGACUUCUCAUGGUCAAAGAAGAAGACUCAGCUCACACUGGAAGGAAUUAACCUUUCAGUCCGGAAGGGGGAGCUUGUUGGGAUCUUAGGUCGUGUAGGAGCCGGAAAGUCGAGCCUUCUUUCUGCUAUCAUUGGGGAUAUGAUCUGUCUGGAUGGAGAAGUUGUAGUGUGUGGAAGUAUUGCAUAUGCUCCGCAAAACCCUUGGAUCUUGUCUGCAACCAUCCGUGACAAUAUACUUUUCUCACAUGAGUAUGAUGAGGCAUUUUACAAUAUGGUCAUUGAAGGCUGUGCACUCCAUCAAGACUUGAUGCUUAUGCCAAAUAGUGAUCUGACUGAGGUGGGUGAGAAGGGUAUUACAUUGAGUGGUGGUCAGCGUGCACGGAUUGCACUUGCUCGAGCUGUCUAUGCACGAGCUGAUUUGGUUCUUCUUGAUGACUGCUUGGCAGCUGUUGACAGUCAUGUUGCUCAACAUGUAUUUGAUCAUGUCAUUGGUCCAAAUGGUCUUCUUGCAACAAAGGCCUGCAUUCUUGUGACAAACAGUAUUGCAUUUAUCCAGCACUUUGACUUUCUUGCUUUUAUUCAUCAUGGUAUUAUUCUUGAACAUGGAUCAUAUCAGACCCUUGUAUUAAAUUCUAGCAGUGAAGUUGCAAAGCUUGUAAAGAGCCAUGGAACAAAGAACAGCUCAGGUUCAUCAACUCCAUUUACUAUCUCUGGAACUGCAACUCCAUUGAGUAAAGAUGAUCAAGAGGAUGUUAAAUCUGAAGACCUGUCUAGUCUAUCUAAGAAACUUAAACAACAAGCAAGCUUCCAGAAGGCUCGUAUUGCUUCAACUCUGAAGACCCAUGCUUCAUCCUCUGGUCCUUCAACAGAGCAUCAAGAGCAGGGACAAGUUAAGACAGAUGUCUAUAUGCAAUACAUUCAAGCAGCUUCAAAGACAGGAUUUGCUUUCUUUCUUUUUGCAACUGUUUUCCAGCAAGCAGCUUCAGUCUUUGCUACUCUUACUCUUGGAUAUUGGGGAGAACACAAUCAAAAAAUUGGCAGCAAUUCUGGCAUAUUCAAGUAUCUGCUAUUAUAUGGCUGUUUUUCUCUUUCCUCAAGCCUUCUUGGUGCUAUAUCUGCAAUCACAAUGUGGGUUUACUGUGCUUUACGCAGUGCUAAGCAUCUUCAUGAUUCUAUGUUAGAGUCCUUGAUACAUGCUCCUUUGAGCUUUUUUGAACUUACACCUACUGGCCGCAUCUUGAAUCUCUUUUCUCGAGACACAUAUGUUGUUGAUCAAAUUCUUGCCCGAGUCAUUCAAGGCCUUAUUCGCACACUGGCAGUUUGUCUGUCUAUUAUUGUGGUUAUUGGAACUAGUUUUCCACCUUUCUUGAUUGCUGUUCUUCCUCUUGGUUGGUUCUAUCUGCAAGUUAUGAAAUACUAUCUUGCUACUUCACGUGAACUCAAGCGCAUUGAUGCAGUCACUCGUUCACCUAUUUUCAUCUGGUUCUCUGAAUCUCUCUCAGGUUUAUCAACUAUUCGGGCAUUUCAUCAACAGGAAAUCUUUAUUGCUGCAAACCAGAUACAUCUAGACCAGAACCAGAUCUGCUAUCUACCUAGUAUUUCUGUUAAUCCUCUACUUGGUAUAUCAGCUUUGAUUACUACUGGAGUUGAUGCUGGAUCUGUUGGUCUGGUUUUGUCUUAUGCUCUUAACACCACUUCUUCACUGAAUUGGGUUGUUCGCUCUGCUAGUGAAGUUGAGCAAAACAUUGUUAGUGUUGAGCGAAUACUACACCAGACAGACAUUGAGUCUGAAGCACCUCAAGAAAUACCUGACAUGAAGCCUUCUCAUGUUUGGCCUGUAGAAGAGAUUAUUCAACUCAAUAUCGUCAUGGUCUAG